AUGUGCAGGCCCAAACACAGUAAUCUGGACAGAGGAUCCAAGAGGAUCUUCGGAGAGAAUUCAGAGAAUGCUCCCAAGAGGAUUCGUGCUAUUGUUCCUCCAAAAGUUGGGCUGUCUGUUUGGCAAUUAAUUAAAAACCGAAUAGCGGUAAAAAAAAGUUUGCUAAAGAGAGGGGUUGCUAUUGAGAAUGGGGAAUUGUGCGAUAUAUGUGGUUUGGAGGGUGAUACUGAAGCACAUUCAAUAAUUCGGUGCAACAAUUCAUGGAGGUUAUGGUGUUCAAAAAUGGACCGUGAAAAAGUAUCAUGGUGCAUCCCUUCUACUUUCAAGCUUCUUUUGGAAGAGUGGCCCUCCCUAAGGGUAAAGUCUGAUCCAAUAUGGUGGGAGUCAGCACCUACAUUGAGCUGGUCCAUAUGGCGAGCAAGAAAUGAUUCUGCUUUCAAUCAGAUUGAGUUCUCUUUCGAAGGGGUGUGGGAUACUCACAUUAUGAGGAUUAUGUGGUGGAUUAAAGCAUGGUGGAAGGAGUGUCCUUUCUGCACUUUUGAUUUUUCUCAACAUUUUGAAAAGGUAAUGGUUGAAACCAUCACUCCCAAGGUUCGUGUUGUUGAUUAA
Messenger RNA from Lotus japonicus, 609 nucleotides. RefSeq lists its product as uncharacterized. The coding region runs from base 1 to 609 and encodes 202 amino acids. The transcript has a single exon. The record is from RefSeq and is a predicted model, not a curated record. Lineage: Eukaryota; Viridiplantae; Streptophyta; Magnoliopsida; Fabales; Fabaceae.